AAACAUUUUCAAUUUGUUUAUUGCGACCCUGAGUUGACAUUUGUCAAAUACGACCAAACAAAACAAAAUUGACACUGCAACAUUAAAAUCUCGUGCAAUUCCAAUACAAAACAAUUUGUUUCCUGUUUUAACGAAUUAAGUUUUAAUUUUGUUGAAAGAGAUGUCUAAUUUUGAAUUACUUAGCGAGCAGGGUCUACGUCUUGAUGGUCGUCGUCCUCAUGAACUCCGUUGUAUCAAAUGUAAACUCGGUGUAUUUGAACAACCUGACGGUAGCGCCUAUUUGGAACAAGGCAACACAAAAGUGCUUGCCGCAGUUUAUGGCCCUCAUCAGGCACAAAGUAACAAACUCGAUUUGAACGAAGUGGUUAUAAAUUGCCAAUAUAGUAUGGCGACAUUUUCUACGGCGGAACGUAAGAACAGACCACGUGGGGAUCGUAAAUCACAAGAAAUUACACUUUACCUACGGCAAGCAUUGAGAGCUGCCAUAAAGACUGAGUUAUACCCACGUUCACAAAUUGAUGUAUAUGUGGAAGUUUUACAAGCAGAUGGUGCUAAUUAUGCCGUUGCUCUAAAUGCCGCCACCCUUGCGCUUGUCGAUGCUGGUAUUUGUCUUAAGGAAUACGUUGUGGCAUGUACCGCAUCAUUGAGUAAAAACAACAUACCCCUUACGGAUGUUUCACACGUGGAAGAGAUGUCCGGAGGACCCACAUUAACAGUCGCAUCUUUACCAACAUCUAAUAAGAUCGCAUUCAUGGAAAUGUCACAAAGAUUCCACCUUGAUAAUUUACCAGCUGUCAUGGAGCAGGCGUUGAACGGUUGCCGUGAAAUACAAGCGAUAAUGGAAAAGGAAGUACGAAAACAUUUGAUGCAAAUGGGUUCUGCUGGAGACUGGAGUAAUAUUGCUAAAUAAGUUCAAACAAAAUUUAAAUGUAAUGGAUAAAAGUGAAAAUUAGUUUAUCAAAUUAAAAAUAGUUUGAAUAGAAAUUUA
Bactrocera neohumeralis is the source of this 988-nucleotide messenger RNA. RefSeq names its product exosome complex component RRP41 (gene Ski6). The coding region runs from base 161 to 910 and encodes 249 amino acids. Lineage: Eukaryota; Metazoa; Arthropoda; Insecta; Diptera; Tephritidae. The record is from RefSeq and is a predicted model, not a curated record. Gene Ontology annotation, biological process: nuclear mRNA surveillance; rRNA catabolic process; poly(A)-dependent snoRNA 3'-end processing. The transcript has a single exon. Gene Ontology annotation, cellular component: cytoplasmic exosome (RNase complex); nucleolus; nuclear exosome (RNase complex).